Lindgomyces ingoldianus is the source of this 1557-nucleotide messenger RNA. RefSeq names its product putative multidrug resistance protein fnx1. Gene Ontology annotation, molecular function: transmembrane transporter activity. Lineage: Eukaryota; Fungi; Ascomycota; Dothideomycetes; Pleosporales; Lindgomycetaceae. Bases 1 to 1557 code for a protein of 518 amino acids. Gene Ontology annotation, biological process: transmembrane transport. The record is from RefSeq and is a predicted model, not a curated record. The transcript has 5 exons.
AUGCUUCUUGGGGUCGUGGAUCAGAUCCUAAAUUGUCUUGUUAGAUUAUGUUUAAGCAUCUUCCUCGCCAACUUCGAAAUCACGAUUGUUAGCACGAGUUUAGUUUCCAUUACGAAUGACUUGAAGAGCUUUGGGAGUAGUAGUUGGGCAGUCACAGCGUAUCUCAUCACCUACACUAGUUUUAUGAUUAUCUGGGCCAAACUUAGUGACAUCUUUGGUCGGAAGCCUAUGAUUUCUCUCGCUAUCUUCAUCUUCCUCGUCUUCUCUGGAGGAUGUGGUGCAGUGCAGACAAUGGCCCAACUCAUCGUAUGUCGAGCAUUCCAAGGACUAGGAGGCUCAGGAGCGUACUCCCUCACUCUAGUUAUCUUGUUCGAGAUGGUGCCACCAGCCAGAUAUCCAAUCUAUACAGUACUAGUGACUAUUAUCUUCGCAUUUUCACUACUUAUGGGACCAAUUUUUGGCGGUCUUAUCAAUGUUCAUACGAAAUGGAUUUGGGUGUUUCUCCUCAAUGUUCCAUCCGGCGCUAUUGCACUCAUCCUCCUUCUUAUCACAAUGCCAAGCAAUUUUCCCUGCGAAAGUGGUUCUCCAAGAAGAAUGUCCUAUUCCAUGCAUCACAUCGACUUUCUCGGCGCUGCUCUACUUUUGGCAGCUGUUGCUCUGUGUGUCGCUGGUCUGGAAGAAGCUAGCACACUUGCUGCAUGGACUUCGAGGACGGUACUCGCGCCACUCGUGAUCUCUGCGCCGUUGGUCAUUGCCUUUUUCACAUACGAAUGGCUUGUCACGAAAAGAGAAGGCAGAGAUCAAGCAGAGGGAAGGGACAAUACACAGCCCAUCUUCCCUUGGAGGUUCUGCAGAAGUCGGGUCAUCAUGGGCAUUAUUAUCAACUCUUUUCUCGUUGGCGUCCCCUUCACGACCCUCGUUGUGCAAAUUCCCCUCCGCUUCCAAGUCGUAAACAACUUUACCCCGCUUCAAGCCGGCCUGCGCCUGAUCCCCUUCUCCUUCGCUUGUCCUACCGGUGCCUCUCUUGUCGCCAUCCUAGCUAGUAAGCGCCGCCUGCCACCACUCUACCUGAUGUUUGCAUCUGCGACCUUCCAAACGAUAGGUCUCGUGCUCCUCUCCACCCUACACCCGGGAAACCCAGAUUGGAAAGGGCAGUAUGGAAUCCAAGUUAUCACGGGGUUGGGAGUGGGACUCGCGAUGGGCGUCACGACGCUGAUGAUGCCUUUUGCAAUCGAAGCGCGCGACCUAGCUAUCGGAACAGCUGCAGUCGCCCAGUUCAGGCUCCUCGGCGGGGCCAUUGGGAUUGCAAUUGUAACAGCAGUCAUGAAUAGUUGGCUUAGAGGGGAGUUCAGAGGGAUCCUGACUCUAGGGGAGGUUCAAGGGAUCUUUAAGACGACACACGUGAUUGAGAAUUUACCUGUAGAAUUGCAGAAGGAAGUGAGGAAGUUGAUAGUUAGAGGGUUCAACUUGCAGAUCCGGAUACUUCUAGGGUUUGCGGGAGCGCAGUUUUUAGUUGCGGCAGGGAUGUGGACAAGAGAGCCUAUUUUGUUGGCAUAA